AUGAUUAUCCCUCUUCUCAAUACGAGAUCCGGCGCAAAGACCGACUCCGAUCCCGUAGCUGCCGACUUCACCGCCGGAUCGACCACCGGGGGCGGACCCAGCCAACAAACGCUCAUCAUCGUCUCCACAAUCCUCGGCUCCGCGUUCCUCCUAAUUAUCGCCAUCGUCAUCUACUUCACAAUAACUCGCCGUCGUCGCAAGAGGCAAUUCGCAGAAGAAUACAAAAAUGCCUGUCUCCGCGACCCAGAUCUCACAUGGGAGGAGUACACCCGACGAUCAAAACUCACGCAGUCACGCAUCAUCCUGGCCGAGGAGGAGUUGAGAGACACGAUUAUCCGCAAGUCGCUACAGAACAGGUCAUCCGUCACAGUUACACCCGUCGCCGGCGCCGCCACUCCAGACCUUCCCACCGAGCCCGUCUCACCACCCGCCAGGACACGAUCUAGGACGUGGCAUGGCCGCAGCAGAUCCAAGACGAGCAUCGACGCGGAGGAAGGGGAGGGUUUGCUUAAGUCCCUUAGCGGCGACUGGACUGAGCACGAAGCGCGCGUCGAGAGGACGUGGCAGCUUCUUCACAAGAAGUACCCCACGAGGCGAGUGACGCUACCGGUAGAAGAAGAGUCCGGCGGUCCGAUACGGCCGCCUACGAUCCGGUUGAAGACGCCGCCGUUGCUUUCACAUCCCAUGUUCCGGGGUUGGAAUGCGGAGAAUACCGUGAAGCACUCGAGUUUGCCGACUUUGCCAACCGAGCUGGAGAAGAUGAGGCCCGCACAGAUUUGA
Messenger RNA from Colletotrichum phormii, 780 nucleotides. RefSeq lists its product as uncharacterized. The record is from RefSeq and is a predicted model, not a curated record. NCBI's taxonomy places the organism in Eukaryota, Fungi, Ascomycota, Sordariomycetes, Glomerellales, Glomerellaceae. The coding region runs from base 1 to 780 and encodes 259 amino acids. The transcript has a single exon.